AUGCCCAAGCGUGCUGCGGCUUGUUCGGAUUUCAAGGAGAAGUCUUGUCGUAUAUCUGGAAAAGAUUCAGUUCUCGAAACAAAAAAAGAUCGAGUGGUUGAAGAAGAACUCAUUGCUGUUCGUCUGACUGCUGAACAAGAGGAUGGCCGCCCAUGCAGGCGGCUCACUGAUUUCAUCUUCUAUAAUUCAGAAGGAGUUGCGCAGCCUUUUGAAAUGCUCGAAGCAGAUGAUAUCUUUAUCACUGGACUCAUCUUACCGCUUGAGGAAAGUUCUGACAAGGAGAAAGCAAAAGGAGUUAGAUGUGAAGGAUUUGGUCGAGUCGAGGAAUGGGCCAUAUCUGGUUAUGAAGAGGGAACCCCAGUGAUAUGGGUUUCAACAGAGUUGGCUGAUUAUGAUUGCUUGAAACCCUCUGGAAGCUACAAGAAGUUCUAUGACCAUUUUUAUGCAAAAGCUAGUGCCUGUGUUGAGGUUUAUAAGAUACUGUCCAAGCCAUCUGGAGGUGACCUAUGCCUUGAUGAGCUGCUUGCUGUGCUUGUGCGUGCAAUGAGUGGGAUGAAGUGCUUCUCGAGUGGUCUAUCUAUCAGGGAUUUUAUUGUUUCCCAGGGUGAUUUCAUCUAUAACCAGCUUAUAGGUUUGGACGAGACCUCGAAGAAUGAUAUGCAAUUUGCUGAGCUGCCCGUUCUUGCUGCCCUUAGAGAAGAAAGCAACAAGUUGGAUAUUGAUAAACCUCUGCCUGAUCCUCUUUCAGGUAACCUGAGAAUAGGUCCAAAAUGUGGCGACGAAAAUGCGACUUGUCCAGCAGAAGAAGAUGAAAGUUUGAAAAUGGCGAGGGUGUUGCAGGAAGAAGAACGCUGGCAGUCGAUGAAGCAGAAAAAAGGCCGUGGCUCAAACUCCUCAUCCAGCAAAUACUACAUCAAGAUCAAUGAGGAUGAAAUUGCCAAUGACUAUCCCCUACCUGCCUAUUAUACAACUUCAAAUGAAGAAACUGAUGAGUAUAUAAUAUUUGAUGGUGGCGUAGAUGUGCUGAACAUUGAGGACUUGCCCCGGAGCAUGUUGCACAACUGGGCUUUGUACAAUUCGGAUUCUCGAUUGGUCCCAUUGGAGCUCCUUCCCCUGAAACCUUGUGAUGAGAUUGAUGUGACCAUAUUUGGCUCGGGUGUAAUGAGUGCUGAUGAUGGAUCUGGCUACAUCUGUGAUGGCGAUUCUGCUUUCUCUUCAAGUGGCUCUGAUGCUCCUGCUGUUGAAGGGAUCCCAAUUUUCUUGAGUGCGAUCAAAGAAUGGGUGAUCGAAUUUGGGUCCGCAAUGAUUUCGAUUUCUAUACGGACUGAUAUGGCCUGGUAUAGGCUUGGUAAACCUUCAAAGCAAUAUGCUCCAUGGUAUGAGCAAGUCCUGAAAACAGCAAGGCUUGCAAUAAGUAUCAUUACUUUGCUGAAAGAGCAGAUUCGUGUGGCAAGACUCUCUUUCGCGGAUGUUAUCAAGAGAAUCUCUGAUUUUAACAAAGACAAUCCAGCUUUUAUAUCAUCCAACUCAGUGCUGGUAGAAAGAUAUGUGGUUGUGCAUGGCCAGAUUAUUCUGCAGCAGUUCUCAGAGUAUCCUGAUAAGAACAUAAAAAAGUGCCCAUUUGUGAUUGGACUCACCCAGAAAAUGGAAGAGAAACACCACACUAAAUGGCUUGUCAAGAAAAAGAAGUUCCUGGAGAGGGAUGAACAAAACUUAAAUCCGAGGGCCGCUAUUGUGCCUGUUGUGUCCAAAAGGAAGGCCAUGCAGGCAACUACAACGAGGCUAAUCAACAGAAUAUGGGGUGAGUAUUAUUCCAAUUACUCGCCUGAGGAAUCAAAUGAAGGAACCCAAUGCGAAGUAAAAGAAAAUGAAGAUAACGAAGAGCAGGAGGACAACGAGGAGGAUGAUACUCUUGAGGAGAAACAGUUAGAACAGGAGAAAACUCAGACACCUAGUCCCAUGCCAAGGCAGACAAAGUCCCGUUCAGGUAGCAAGGAAGUAAAGUGGGAUGCGAAAUCUGAGGGAAAAUUAUCUACCGGUGAGUGUUUAUAUAGAAAGGCAAUAGUCCAUGGCAAUGAAAUAGCAGUUGGUGGGGCUGUUCUUGUGCAAAAUGAUGAAUCAGAUGAAUUCCCAUCAAUUUAUUUUGUUGAAUACAUUUUUGAAAAGUUGGAUGGGAAGAAAAUGUUACAUGGGAGAAUGAUGUUACGCGGCUGCCAAACUGUGCUUGGAAAUGCUGCAAAUGAAAGGGAGGUAUUUUUGACAAAUGAAUGUGAGGACUUCCUACUGGAAGAAGUCAGGCAGAGUAUAAGUGUUGAAAUAAGAUCAAUUCCUUGGGGUCAUCAGCAUAGGAAAGCAAAUGCAGAUGCUGAUAAAGUUGAUCGAGCAAGAGCAGAAGAAAGGAAGAAGAAGGGGUUGCCUACUGAGUAUUACUGCAAAAGCCUGUAUUGGCCAGAGAGAGGAGCAUUCUUUACCCUUCCAUAUGGGUCGAUGGGACUUGGAUCCGGCUUGUGUGGGGCAUGCCGAGCAAAGGAAGCUAAUGAUAACAAGGAAAAGUUUGAAUUGGAUACAUCACUGACAAGUUUCAUGUAUGGAGGAACUAAAUAUUCUAUUGAUGACUAUGUCUACUUGAGUCCUUACUACUUUUGUUCAGAAAGGGAAGCUGAAAAUUUCAAGUCUGGGAGGAAUGUAGGACUAAAGGCAUAUGCUAUAUGCCAGCUGCUUGAAAUUUGUGAUGUUAAGCAUCGCAAACAGAGUGAUGCCAGUUCAGUGGAGGUCAAAGUCAGAAGAUUUUUCAGGCCAGAGGACAUAUCAUCUGAGAAGGCCUACUCAUCGGAUAUAAGGGAGGUCUAUUAUAGUGAGGAGAUGCAUACGAUACCAGUUGAAGCGAUUGAAGGAAAAUGCGAGAUCAGAAAAAGGAAAGAUCUCGGAUCUCAAGAUGUCACUUUUACAUAUGACCAUGCUUUCUUUUGUGAAUAUAUGUACGAUCCUUCCAGAGGAUCUCUUAAGAAGCUGCUUCCAGAGUGGCCUGAGCCGAUGUAUGUCUUUGCUGCACCUGAGUUGAAAAUCUCAAUGUCAAAGAAUCUGCACUAUUCGGCUGCUAAGAGUACUACAAAAGGAGCUCCAUUUCGCUCUCUUACUGUCAGAGAUACAAUUGGGGAUCUUCCUCCUGUGACCAAUGGUGCAUCAAACACAAGUUUACAGUAUCAAGGUGAGCCUAUAUCAUGGUACCAGAAGAAAAUCCGAGGUAGCAUGGCCACAUUAAUUGACCACAUCUCAAAGGAAAUGAACGAGCUUAACCUAAUCAGGUGUCAGAAAAUCCCCAAGCGUCCCGGUGCUGACUGGCGUGAUCUUCCAGAUGAAAAGGUGAAAUUAUCAACUGGACAAGUAGCUGAUUUGAUACCAUGGUGCUUGCCUAAUACUGCCAAGAGGCACAAUCAAUGGAAAGGACUGUUUGGAAGGUUAGAUUGGGAGGGUAAUUUCCCGACUUCUAUAACUGACCCACAACCGAUGGGCAAAGUCGGAAUGUGCUUUCAUCCUGAACAAGACAGGAUUGUUACUGUUCGUGAGUGUGCACGCUCUCAGGGUUUUCCUGAUAGCUACAAAUUUUCUGGUACUGUUCUGCACAAGCACAGACAAAUUGGAAAUGCUGUUCCUCCUCCACUAGCUUAUGCACUGGGAAGAAAACUGAAGGAGGCAGUUGAGGGCAAAAGCAAUUGCUAG
This is a messenger RNA of Striga hermonthica, 3720 nucleotides long. Lineage: Eukaryota; Viridiplantae; Streptophyta; Magnoliopsida; Lamiales; Orobanchaceae. The record is from the annotation of a GenBank genome assembly.